Molecule: messenger RNA, 1818 nt
Organism: Nerophis lumbriciformis (worm pipefish)
Lineage: Eukaryota; Metazoa; Chordata; Actinopteri; Syngnathiformes; Syngnathidae
Source: RefSeq, a predicted model, not a curated record
CAGCCCAGUCUAAAGAGUGCUGUGUCAACUCAUUCAUCUAGCGGCAUGGCAGACUCGUUGGGAACACUUUGUUACGUCUCUGCAAAGAUGUCUCCUCCAACACUCAAGGAACGCGGCAAGUGGGCCAGUAAAAAAGAAUUCCUCUUGUCAGUUGCUGGUGCAAUUAUAGGACUUGGGAAUGUAUGGAGGUUUCCAUACCUGUGCUACAAGAACGGCGGUGGAGCAUUCUUCAUUCCGUACAUCCUAUUCCUUGGGACCUGUGGUAUCCCACUAUUUGUUCUGGAGACAGCUCUUGGCCAAUACACUAGUCAAGGUGGAAUCAUGUGCUGGAGGAAGAUAUGUCCCCUGUUUGAAGGCAUCGGGUACGCCAGUCAACUCAUCCUUUUCUAUGGAUGCAUCAGCUACAUGGUUAUAUUAGCCUGGGCGUUUCUUUACCUGUUCUCUUCUUUCUCCAAAGAGAUGCCAUGGGCAACAUGUGAGAACCCAUGGAACACAGAUGCAUGCGUGGUGUUGAGCAAUCAUUCUGCCAAUUGGACUUCCAAUCCCAACAUUUCAUCAUCUGUUGUAGAAUUUUGGCGGCGACGCGUGCUGAACAUAUCUACUGGCAUUGAGGACUUGGGGAACAUCCAGUGGGAGCUUUCUUUGUGCCUCCUUCUUGCUUGGGUCAUCUGCUACUUUUGUGUGUGGAAGGGAGUACGAUCAUCCGGGAAGGCUACAUACAUCACAGCGACCUUCCCCUUUGCUAUGUUACUGGUGUUGUUUGUCAGAGGAAUGAGCCUUCCAGGUGCCUUGCAUGGCAUCAAAUACUACAUGUACCCCAAUCCUAGUCGACUUGCUGAUCCACAGGUGUGGAUGGAUGCCGGAACCCAAAUAUUCUAUUCCUACGCCAUAUGUCUGGGAUGUCUUACCACACUUGGGAGCUACAAUAAGUACAACAACAAUUGCUACAGAGACUCCUUUUUUCUUUGCUUGCUGAACAGUGGGACCAGCUUCGUUAGUGGCUUUGCCAUUUUCUCAGUUCUGGGAUACAUGUCCCAGAAACAGGGUGUAGAUAUCGCCAGAGUAGCUGAGUCAGGUCCAGGUCUUGUGUUCAUUGUGUACCCACAAGCAGUGAGCCUCCUGCCCUGGCCUCAAGUGUGGUCUGUAUGUUUCUUCACCAUGAUCGUCUUGUUGGGAAUCGAUGGUCAGUUUGCUGGACUCGAAAGCAUCAUGACCUCUAUAACGGAUAUCUACCCUUCCCAGAUCCAAAAAGGAUACCGAAGAGAGCUUGUUAUGCUGCUAAUUUGCACUUUUUGCUAUCUCUUUGGCCACUUACUGGUGUCACAGGCAGGCCCAUACAUCUUGCAGAUUUUUGAUCACUAUGUAUGCAGUGGUCCCACUCUUCUUAUGAUGGCAGUCUUCCAGUCAGUGGCUAUCGGAUGGAUUUAUGGUGCUGACCGCUUUAGUGACAACAUUGAGGAUAUGAUAGGUUACAGACCUCUGUCGCUGAUCAAGUAUUGCUGGCUCUAUGCUACACCUGCUAUAUGCAGUGGAACACUCGUGUUCUUGUUGCUGAAAUACACGCCACUCAAGUUCAACAACACGUAUGUAUAUCCUUGGUGGGCCUAUUGGAUUGGCUGGUUCCUGGCGUCGUCAUCGCUCUUUCUUAUUCCUGUCUCCAUGAUCUGCAAAGUUGCCAAAGGAAAGGGGUCAUUAUGGCAGCGUCUCAAGACAAGCACCCAAUGUUCAGAUGACCUCCCAAUGAUGGCAAAGGAAAUGGCGACACUUCGCAUUGCGCUGCACGUUCACGAUGAUGGGAAAAACAGUAAUAUUCGAUAA